GAGGGGCCGGUCCUGGGACAAGCGGAGGAUGCGGGGAGCUCUGGACUUUGAGGAGACGAGGAGGGCGAGGGGACGGAGAGGUGGGGGAAGGAGCGCUGGGUUGCAGGAACCUUCCCUCUACACCAUCAAGGCUGUCUUCAUCCUAGAUAAUGACGGACACCGCCUGCUGGCCAAGUAUUACGAUGACACAUUCCCCUCCAUGAAGGAGCAGAUGGCCUUCGAGAAAAAUGUCUUCAACAAGACCAGCCGGACUGAUAGUGAGAUUGCAUUUUUCGGCGGCAUGACCAUCGUCUACAAGAGCAGCAUUGACCUCUUCCUGUAUGUGGUGGGCUCAUCCUACGAGAACGAGCUGAUGCUCAUGUCUGUUCUUACCUGCCUGUUUGAGUCCCUGAACCAUGUGUUAAGGAAGAACGUGGAGAAGCGCUGGUUGCUGGAGAACAUGGACGGAGCCUUUCUGGUGCUGGACGAGAUUGUGGAUGGCGGUGUGAUUCUGGAGAGUGACCCCCAGCAAGUGAUCCAGAAAGUGAAUUUUAGGGCGGAUGACAGCGGCUUAACUGAGCACAGUGUGGCCCAGGUUCUUCAGUCUGCCAAGGAACAAAUUAAAUGGUCGUUACUGAAAUGAAGGCUGUGCAUUCAAGGCUCCCUGCCCCCAGACCAUUCUCCCAAUCCUGGCAAAAGCACAAAGACCCCAGGGGACACCGGAGACCCCUCUAUAUCCCCAGACCUUCCCAGAACUGACUCCCAAGGUCUCCGGCCAGGGACUCUGAGAUGCAGAGGUUUGGCUUCAACACUGAGUCACCACUGUCCUGGCCUGCUCUUUGGGCCUUCAGAACCAGCUGAGCUGCCUUAACUCAGACCUUAGGCAUCCCUGGCCCCAGAGCCCAAAUAAACCUGCUUUUGUCUCCUGCCAA
Messenger RNA from Lipotes vexillifer (Yangtze River dolphin), 911 nucleotides. It is a transcript of the gene COPZ2, whose product is annotated as coat protein complex I subunit zeta 2. The transcript is spliced from 9 exons. Gene Ontology annotation, cellular component: COPI vesicle coat. Bases 29 to 622 code for a protein of 197 amino acids. The record is from RefSeq and is a predicted model, not a curated record. Gene Ontology annotation, biological process: retrograde vesicle-mediated transport, Golgi to endoplasmic reticulum; intracellular protein transport; intra-Golgi vesicle-mediated transport. NCBI's taxonomy places the organism in Eukaryota, Metazoa, Chordata, Mammalia, Artiodactyla, Lipotidae.